Spinacia oleracea (spinach) is the source of this 2082-nucleotide messenger RNA. Its product is annotated as transcription factor HHO5. Bases 362 to 1585 code for a protein of 407 amino acids. Gene Ontology annotation, biological process: regulation of DNA-templated transcription. The record is from RefSeq and is a predicted model, not a curated record. The transcript is spliced from 5 exons. Lineage: Eukaryota; Viridiplantae; Streptophyta; Magnoliopsida; Caryophyllales; Amaranthaceae. Gene Ontology annotation, molecular function: DNA-binding transcription factor activity; DNA binding.
AAAAAGAAAAAAAACGAAAACGCGAUCCUGGUGGAGUGUGAAAAAUCGGCGAUGCACCAAAACAGAAUCUUCGCAUUUCAAUCCAACUUUCCAGCUUUCAUCCCCAAACCACUCCCUUCUUCUGCCCCUUUUUCCAUUUCCAUCUUCUCUCUCUCUUUCUCUCUCUUCCCUUUGAUUCCUUCCCUCUCCUCUUUGUCUCUCUCUCUCUCUCUCUCUCUCUCUCUCUCUCUAUCUCUGCUAUUUAUCACCGUCACUAUCCCCCCUUUCCUCCAUUUCUGUACUUUUCUCUUUUUCAUUCACUCAUAUCCUCUUUUGUAUUAUUAAAAAAAAAUUAAGAAAUCGAAGGAAGUUGUGAGGAAAAAUGGGUCUGGUAUGUCCUGAACUGAGUUUAGAUUUGAAACCCAGUUACGUUUCUGAAACGAUUAAUGGGUUUCUCGGUGAAGUCUCGAUGAUCGGCGAUUCGUCUGAGAGAUUAGAUAAAGUGGAUGAUUUUGUUAGGAAGUUAGAAGCUGAAUUGAAUAAGAUUGAAGUUUUUAAACGAGAACUCCCUCUUUGCAUGCUUCUCCUUAAAGAUGCAAUUUCAUAUUUAAAACAAGAAUCAUCCCAGUACAAGACUAAAAAUGCUCAUCAACCUGUGUUGGAAGAGUUUAUCCCAAUGAAGAAAGAUUCAAUUCGUGAUGAAAACACUCAAUUGAGCAAAACUGGUGAAGAAGCAUCUAGGAAAGACAAGACGAAUUGGAUGAGCUCGGUUCAGCUAUGGAACACAGAUGGUUUAACUACUAAUACUAUUGCACCUCACUUGAUUCGCAAUUCAAACCAAAAUCAAAGACAAAACUAUGUUUCAGAAUCUCCCAAGGAAGAUGAGAAAAGAAAUCAAAUUGUGGGGGGUAAUUUGUAUGAUCCUUGUAAAAUUAGGACAGAAUCAAAAGGGUUUGCACCUUUGGUUCAUAAUUAUCCUACAACUACUACUACUUUCCCUGAGUUGAGGAGGAAAGUUGACAAGGAUGAUGUAAAAGUUUCAGGACUUACUUUGGUUGUGCCUGGAAUGAACAAUAAUAACCCAGAAGAGGAUUCAGUUACCAGGGUGUUUAAUCCUACACUAGGGGGAAACAGAGCUUUGAAUUCUUCGUCUCCUGCAUCCAGUGGACGACUCUCUCAUCAGCAGUCGUCUGCUCGGAAACAGAGAAGAUGUUGGUCACCGGAAUUACACCGGAGAUUUGUUGAUGCUUUGACUCAGCUUGGCGGUCCACAAGUGGCAACUCCGAAACAAAUCAGGGAGCUGAUGAGGGUGGAUGGUCUCACAAAUGAUGAAGUAAAGAGCCAUUUGCAAAAAUACAGGCUUCAUACAAGACGAGUCCCGAAUGAUUCAGGAACCCCAGGAAACAAAUCCGGGCAGGAUUUGAGUGGUUCAUGGACAGCUCAGGAUCAAUACAGUGAAUCCUCAAAACCAAGUAGCUCACAAUCUGCUUCACCUGAAGGUCCUCUACAGUUUCCUGGGCUUACAGGGGAGACCUCAACUACUGGAGGUGAUAGCAUGGAUGAUGAUGAUGAUGAGAAAUCCGAAAGCCAUAUCUGGAAAGGAUGAUGAUGUAUAGGCAAAUGUAUAACUAGAUCAAGUUUUGGCAGAUAAAAAAUUAUACAACCAAUAAACCCGGACUCAGGUUGAAGCUUGAAAGAGGGCGAUUCUGAGAUGGAACUGAAUUUUUGCAGGAUUAGGAGUGUAGUUUCCCCUGGAUCUUUGUCAUUGUAUCUCUUGAGUAAUAUUGUUUUCGGAUUUGUAACUGUAACGGCAUAAUUAUCAAGAUCCAGGUGAGAACUAGAGAGAGAAAUAGUGUGAAAACAGAGCAUUUUGGUGGGGGAUAGAGGGGGGGUUGAAGAUCAUGUGUUGUUGAAGUGUUUUACAAGUAUAGAUUAAUCAUAUUGCUCAGCCAUUAUGAUGCUUCUUUAUUCUGUUUCCACUUCUUGAAGGAUAUGAUUAGAAUACAAACUAUACGCUACUUCAUCUGUUCUGGAUUAGUUUUGCAUCGACAGUGUAAUGAUAUUAAAUGAUAAUGUGACAAUUAGACGUUGUUCUCUUCACAA